Molecule: messenger RNA, 1505 nt
Organism: Lentinula edodes (shiitake mushroom)
Lineage: Eukaryota; Fungi; Basidiomycota; Agaricomycetes; Agaricales; Omphalotaceae
Product: S-adenosylmethionine decarboxylase
Exons: 2
Coding region: 106-1425 (439 amino acids)
Biological process (GO): spermidine biosynthetic process; spermine biosynthetic process
Cellular component (GO): cytosol
Molecular function (GO): adenosylmethionine decarboxylase activity
Source: RefSeq, a predicted model, not a curated record
CUUCGGCACAAAACUCUCUGAUUAUGAUUCGUACCAUGUGACUUCUUCUGAUUAUUUUUUGCUUUUAAUCGGAUGGGAAGAUAAUAUUUCUGCUAUUAGAUUGCCAUGGCUGAGGCAGGAGAGACAGCGUCUGCCCCCUUUGAAGGCCCAGAAAAGCUUCUGGAGAUCUGGUUCGCUCCCUCUGCUGCUGCAGUCCCAGAUGCCAAUUCGCCCGAGGAUAGUAGGACUGGUCUCCGCAAAGUUCCUCAAGUGAUCUGGAAGGAGAUGCUGGCCAUCGUAAAAUGCGAAGUGCUCAGUGUUGUCUCUGGGACAGAGAUAGACGCUUAUCUUCUCAGUGAAUCGUCAUUAUUUGUUUCCCCCCAUAGAGUUAUUCUCAAAACCUGUGGGACUACAUUAAAUCUCCUGGGACUUCCACGAAUUCUAGACAUCGCCGCUAAUUAUGCCAAUAUGUCUUCAGUGUAUCAAUGCUUCUACUCCCGCAAAUCAUUCAUGUUCCCCGAGCGCCAAUUAGGUCCUCACCGCGAUUGGCAGCAGGAAGUCCAGUUUUUAGAUAAUAUAUUCCCCAAUGGUGCCGCCUACAACGUAGGCAAGGUCAACGGUGAUCAUUGGCUGCUUUACAUGAAAACACCCAGCGACGAUUCUGGCGCUUUCCGAUCCUCGCCUCAUUUGGAGUCUCCCGUUAUAGGAAAUGCUUUCCCCGAUUAUACGAUCGAGAUACUGAUGAGCGAUCUCUCUCCUGCGGCUCGUGAACCAUUCUUCUCAACAUUCUCUUCACCGGAGACGCCAUCAUCUCAUGCCCUAUCACUAUCGAGAUCUUUUGGCAUCACUGACAUUUUUCCUCCACACCUGACCACCUUGGACGCAUAUUCAUUCUCUCCCUGCGGCUACUCUUCUAAUGCUUUAAUUAAAUGGGGUGAAGAUCCUUUCUUCUUCUCUUCUCCUGAUAUGGCGGACGGAACGUCUACUGUUGGAGAAGGUUAUUACACUAUACACGUUACACCAGAGGAAGGAUGGUCCUAUGCCAGUUUUGAAUGUAACGUUCCGUUGCACCCAAAUCGUCCAUCAUCUGCACCCGACGCUAAUACUAUUCCUGACCUCAAAACGCUCGUCCAACGCGUCGUCUCGAUCUUCCAACCUGGUCGUCUAUCCCUCACACUAUUUAUCUCAAGCGAAGACAACGAAUCAGAUGAAACUGGUGAAAGCCCUGUGGAGGCAGCACAGCGGGCUUUCCGAGCCGCUUUGUGUGCGUCAGUGAUGGAAGAGAAGAUCCCUAGUCAGACGAACGGAACGAACGGGGAAAUCUCGGACGACAACGCUCCUUCUCAAAAAGUGGGCAAGAGGUACCGAAGAACUGAUAAGAUCAAUUAUGAAUUUGGUGCCUACGAUCUUGCCUUUGCGAGCUUCGAAUUGUCUGAUCACAAAUGACAAUUACAAUUCUUGUUUGAAUCCUCGGGAUAUGUGUUUCUGUGCUUAGUGCCAUGUGUGAACAAACUAUAUAUACCAGU